UCUGCGUCGCGUCGUGUUGAUAUUAUGUGAAGUGGCGAACGAAAAGGAUGUAUGUAUACGUACGUCUCGUCUUUCAGUUGACUUUCAUCGUCGUUUUGUAGUGAACGUUUCGCACGGAUAUUGAUAGGAAAUUGCAAUUUCGCUACGUAAUAUAUUUAUUGCAAUCGGCAAUCCUGAGAGAGAAGUUCAGUUACGUGAAGCUUUAGGAUUAUUUUGAACAUUAGAUUACAAGUGCUCUAGAGAAUUCUCUGAACAAAAAAUAGCGCUGGGAAAAAGCGUGGCGCAAUGCAGUGUAUGUUUGGAUGCGAAUUCAAACAGUGUUGUGCGAAUUUAAUACUGAGAGACCGCAGUCUAGUGAAUCGUACAAAAAAGUUGUGGAUUUUGCUGUAGCCAUGCUGCCAAUGGUCCAUACAGAGCCGGUGCUUUUCGAUUUUGGGGGUCCCAGCAUAGACGGAGCCGCAACUCCGUCACCCUCGGUGCCGUCCUCGCUCACGCCGCACUCGGAUGUUGACGAACUUGUAGACAUUUUCUUUGACGUCGAUGUGGCCGUCAACACUUUUUCAAGAGUCAAUUCCUGUGACCUCCAACUGGGAGACACAUGGAGGGGGAUGCAAGGCAAGAUGAGCGUGACAGCGCCGGUUAAGAAGAUAAAGAGAAAGUCAGACAGUAAACCACAAUCGCAAGUAAAUAAGUGUAUCAACGAGAAACGGCGUCGGGAGCUCGAGAACGAGACCAUAAAUCAGUUGGAAGAGCUCCUGGGCACGUGCCUGGCGGAGGUGAAGCAGCCAGACAAGAACGGCAUCGUUCGCGAGGCCACUCGCCAGAUCCAGGAGGUGCUGAACCGGCGCCGCGAGUGCCCUGGCGAGUGUCCGCUGCGCGCGCGCCUCGAGCCCGUACAGGCGGGGGAGGUCAGCUCCACGCAGCCGCAGCCGCCGCCUCCAGGACACCACUACUCUGAGACCACUACACUUAUUGAGGCUCUAAAGCACUACACGAGCAAUCUUGGUUGGGUUUUACUGGAAAUUAAUUCAGAAGGCAAAAUCGUUUGCGUAACCGAGAACAUUAAAGACUUCAUUCUGCAGGACAGAACCGAGUUAUACAAAAAAUCUAUCUUCUCACUGUUGCAUGCCAGGGACCAUGCAAAAAUAAAGCCCUUGUUGAAGAAUAUACAAAGUUUCGGCUGGUCCGCAGGAGACACCGACAAGUUUCAAGCUAUACAAGCCCGACUCGCCAUCCACAACUCGAAUGGGACAGACAACGCUGAAUACGUGGAGGCAGUGAUCCACGCGGCGCCGGUGCGCGGCUCGCCGGCGGAGCAGGCCGGCUCCGUCAUGUGCGUCAUCCGGCGCUGCGAGGACGCGUCGGCCCUGCUCCCCGCGCCCCUGCCCACCGACGGCCCGCCCAGCCGAGCCGACAUCCACAACGACCAGAUCGUCUUCAGAUUGGACUCCAAUUUGGUUAUCUUAACUUGUGAUUUAAGUGGUUUGGAAGACUUAGUAGGGACCCGGUAUUUGGAACUAGUUGAUCAAAGUGAUCGCGUUCGCGUCGCCGCGCAUCUAAAGGGAGCCCCGGGGCUGUCCGCGCCGCCCUCGAUCAGCGACCCCUUCCGGCUGCGGCUCAACGAGCGCCGGCUGCGGGUCAUAGCGCAGACGCGCAUCUUCCGCGCCGAGGCCGCCUCCGACGAGCACGACUUCAUCAUGUCCACGCACACCGUGCUCGACGACGACGCGCCGCUCGACGCCGGCCCGCCGCCGUCCGGCGCCGGCGGGCCGAUGCUGCCCUCCGCGCCCAACGGCGAGGCCUACCGCCCGACCAUGAGCCCCGCCGACUUCAUCGCCAUCAACGACUUCGACCACGACCAGUGGUUCUCGGUGCCCAACUUCCCGAUGGGCGACAUGUCCGAGGAGUCGAAGGAGACGAAGGGCAGCCCGUCGCCCGGGCCGCUGACGCCGCUCACGCCGCGCACGCCCGCCACGCCGGGCGAGCCGCCGGCGCCCGCGGGCGGCGCCGACGAGCGCCUGCGCUCGCUGCUCACCAAGCCCGUGUCGGACGCCUCGGUGGCGUCCGAGAACCGGCUGCUCAAGAACCUGCUGAAGCAGGAGGAGGAGGACGGCGCGUCGAGCGAGACGUCGGCACCGCACACGCCGCUGACGCCGCACACGCCGCACACGCCGGCCGCACUGUCGCCGCACCACUCGCACGCGGCGCGCGCGCUGCCGCACCACCCGCACCCGCCGCACGCGUCGCACUCGUCGCACAUGCUGCAGUCGCAGAUGUCCAUGUCGAGUGCGGCGCUGCAUACUCUUCAGCCGCCUAAUAAUAACGGUUCAGAAAUUUUAUCACGGAUAUUGCACACCAAUUCAGACGAAGACGCUGAAGAAAAUAGGAGAAAUUGUCAAGACGGGAAUCGGUCAUCACAAGUGUCGCAACCUAGUGCGCUGCUAACGCAACUUUUGGCAAACGGGCCGUCGAAUAACGGCCGCUCCACAGACCCCGAGCGAGAUUACCUCCACGAGAGGCUUCAAGGGGUUAAACGAAAAUUUGAGGAGAAUAAAGGUUGCCCUACGAGUAAUGUUAAAAGGCCGACUUCUGAGGCUCAACAGGUGAGCUCGAGUGCGGCGUCGGCGUCACCCACGUGCUCGUCGUCGGCGACGUCACCGUCGACCUCGAGCGCCGGCAUGAGCCCGCUGUGCGCCAAGAACCAGAUCCUGGUGUCGCUGCUGGCGCGGCAGCAGACGUCGCCCACCACGCCCAUGCCGCUGCCCAACGCGCUGCGCGGCUUCCCGGCGCAGCGGCCGCGCGCGCCGCCGCCCCUGCCGCGCCACCAGGCCACCAUCACCAACAUGCUCGCCGCUAACAACAACAGCCGAGCGAGCAGCGUGAACGGCGGCGGAGGGUCGGGUCUGGAGUGCGCGCCCAGCCUCGUGCAGAGCCACCUGCAGCUCGUGCUGCAGGGCGCGCCGCGCGGCUACCCCGCGCCCGCCGCCAACCCGCCCGACCCGCUGCACUACGGCAACACCGCGCCGCUGCACGUCUACAACAACCAGCCCCAAAGCGGCAGUAGUCGGCAGGGCGAGCGCGGCGACAGCGAGGUCCCUUGCGGCGACAGCAUGCUGUCGGCCAUCCUGGACGAGUUCAUCGAGAACAUGCCCGACGCUGACCGCAACGCGCCCGACGGUAUGAAAGAUAGCAAAGCUAUGAUCAAUGCAAUAAGACAAAGUCUUAUGCAAUGUGAAACCGUCACCAAGAGCCCAGUGUCUAGUCCCGGACCGCCGCCGCCUGUGUACUCCGUACAAAAUUUGGGCGGAGGGAGCAUGAGCGGCAGCAACGCGGCAAUGUACAGCAUGAGCGGCGCCGGCGUGGACCCGGCGCGGCGCGGCGGCGACCAGCAGCAGCAGAAGGCGCGCCUGCUGCAGCAGCAGUUGCAGCAGCAGAUGCUCGUGUCGCGCGAGGUGAGCUUCGUGUCACACUACAGGGCGGGCAGCAUGAGCGGCAGCAACGCGGCAAUGUACAGCAUGAGCGGCGCCGGCGUGGACCCGGCGCGGCGCGGCGGCGACCAGCAGCAGCAGAAGGCGCGCCUGCUGCAGCAGCAGUUGCAGCAGCAGAUGCUCGUGUCGCGCGAGGCGGCCGAGCAACCGCAGGCGGACCUCGGCUCGGCGCUCGUGACGGGCGCGCCGCCCAACGUCACGCUGCAGCGCACCCCCGACUAUCACCGAUUGUAUAUAUCCCCUUCUAAUCAAUUGGGGUCAAAUUAUGGUACAAAUAAAAUUACUUCGACGCAACAAAACCCAAUGUUAUCGCAACAACUAACCGGGUCGCGGUACAGCGCGGCGCUGGCGGCGCACUCGGCGGCCGCGCUGCACACGCCCAUGUCGCAGCAGCCCUACCACCGUGCGCCGCGCCCGCAGCCGGUGGGCAGCUACUACGACGAGGGCGCCGGCUACUGCGGCGAGUACGCGCCCGCGCGCCGGCCGCCGCACGCGCCGCACGGCCCGCACGCGCCGCACGGCCCGCACGCGCCGCACGGUCCGCACGGCCCGCACGGCUCGCACGCCCCGCACGGCCCGCACGCGCCCAUCUCGCCGCACACGCCGCACCAGGUGCACCCGCCGCCCCAUGACCAAGUCUUGUCAUGCGCGGGCAGCGGCGGGGUGGGCGGCGCGGGCGCGGGCGCGGCGGGGGGCGGCACGUCGGAGUACGUGCGCAACGAGCUGCGCGCCGUGGUGGGCGCGCGCUCGGCGCGGCCCGACCUGCAUCCGCACCUCGCGCCCGACCUCGACCCACUCAUGAGCUUCGACAUGUCCACGUCGAGCGAGUACUACGGAGGCGGGCUCGGCGGAGGCGGCGGCGGCGGCGGCCCGCGGUGAUGAGGCGCCGGCGACCUCGGGCGGCGGGCGCGCGCCGGCGGCGGCCGCGAACGCGUCGCUGCUGCAGAAGCUGCUCUCGCAGUGACUCUCACUCGCUCCCACACUCGCUAAAGUUGCAUUUAUUACUUUAUCGAUCCUUCGGGUGGACGAUACUCGACGAUACUUAAAUUCCAUCGUAACGAACGUCGUCGUUCCCGGUUACGGUCUACGCGGUACCUCUACGGCUGUAAAUCUCGCGGCGCGAGAAUAAUCAUAGUACACGUAUUUAUAGAACGUCUUAUAAUUAUGUCGAUAUGUAGUCUAGUAGUGCUAGUUAUAUAUGGAGUUGUAAAAAUCGUUUUGUUGAUGAAAUAUUUUUGUCUUGAGUUCUUUGAGAACGUUGUUUAAGAUUGAUCUUUACAUUUCUAUGAGUAGUUUUUUUUUUCGAACGAGAUUUUAGUUCGAGACGAAUUAUGAUGGUAGCUUCCAGCGACGGAAAAAUUAGUUUUAUUUUACAAUGUACUCGUACGCCUAGUACAUACAUCAUGUACGAUAGAAAUGUACCGUGUGCAAUAUGAUAUAGAUUUAAAAUCAUAUUAGGCGUUGUGAACGUUUAUGUAAUAUAGUAUGAAAGUCAGAUGUUACCUGUUAUGACAAAGUAAUUUGUAUUAUAGUAUACUAGAGACGACAGAGUGAGUUUUAGGACAUGGAAUUACACUAAAUUUGUAUAAUGAAAAUUGACUAGAAAUGUUAUCAUAAGUAAACAUAUUUGUUCCUUGUGAAAUAGUUACAGAGACGUGACUCCAAAUGAUUAUAACAAAAUGUUGUUAGUCCUAAAACUCAUUCUGUAUUCAUAAUGAGACAUCAAGUGAAACAAAGAAUAAUGAUAAUGAUGGCGUGUAAAUACUGUGUUGUUAAAUUAAUUAUAUAUAAUUAUGUUGCUUUAAUGUAAAUAUUUUUUUAAAUCUUUGUGUUUCAUGUGCCUAUGAUAUUUUAUGUUAUUCUCGUACAUUGUUUUCUUUGGCAUUGCAUUAUUUAUAAUUUGACAAUUAUUCAGAAUUCUAUUCUAAUAAUGUUUUUAUUAUAUUGGUUGGUAGUCUUGUGCAUGUUUAUAAUGUAAGUCUUUCCGGAAAUAUUGUUAGCCCCCUAGUGCAAGAUCGUCUAUAGUUUACAUUUACAACAUCGCGAGAGUGUUGUUGAAUAACAAUAGUCGCAAAGCUAGAAAUCCUAGUUAGAUCUUUAGGAAAUUGUUAAGAUCCUCCGUCUAGGGUAGAGUGGGCAGGAUGUAUUAAACGACCGGCGUGCCGCACUAUUAUAAAUAAAUGUGCUGAGCGAUGUGUCCAAGCGUGAACAACGUCGAUGUUACUUGUCAACUAUUGUACAUACAGCUCCUGUUAAAUGCACUAACUUGAUGUGUGAACUUCGGCUACUUCAGAUAAGGAUGGUCGACCGUGUAGACUAAAGCAAAACGUUUUAUCUCAAUAAUUGGCGAAAGUUACAACUUCAAUUUAAACUCAACCUGCCCGUCUUUCAUCGAAAAAGUAAUCAAUAUUCAUCUAGCAUCAAAAUGUACAAAUUAUUCAAUUAUAGUGCACAAUAAAAAUAAGGGCACUGACUAAUAUUUUGGUGUUUGUAAAAUAUAACGUAGUGCUCUCAUUUGUCGGUCUCAAAUGUACAAAAUAUUAAAAUUACAUUUAAGAUAACUAAUUUUAUUCAAAAUUGUACAGACGUUAUUCACAAACUCGAACACUCGGGACCAUAACAGGCUGGACGAGGCAACCAUAGUUCCGCUCCACGGUCGCCGCCGCCGCGCCGCGCCGACUGGAAGCAAACCGACUACUCUAAUCUUACAAACCACUGUAGCUCAAGCGGCUCAACUACUAUAUUAGUCUUCGAUGUCUUAUACCCGCGAUACAACAUUGGCGAAUGACAAUAAAACAAACGAAUAUAAAUAAGGUAUGUACUUAAAUAGACUUGGGGGUACCAACAUUUCACAUGCAUAAAUCCUACCGUUACUUUGCAGACCUACUCUUAUAAAGCGACACACGAGUAGCCAGUAGCACGUAGAAUCACGACAAAGAGUAAUGUGAUGUUUUAAGAUUUUACCUAACUAAUGAGUAACGUACAAAUAGUCUGUAGAAGAUAUCCAUAAACCAAAACGAGUAAUGUGUAUAGGAUAAGAAUAUUUUUCUACCAAUGAAAAGUACCAUAGUUUGGAAAUGUAGACUACUGACCAAUUUGUUUGUGAAAGUAGUUAUGGGGAAGGGCACACCGGCUAGGUUAGCGUAGCGAUCAUCGCACACUAGCUUACCGUAGCUAGCUAGCUGUUAAAAUAUCUACAUCUGGAACUAUGAUUACUGCAAGUGAUUUUUUUUAUUUCCUCAUAAAAUUAUUAGAUAAGAUUUGUUUUAUGUACUAAAGAUAAAAGAAUAUAGCAAUAUUUCUAUUCAUUCCAUUUAUUUUAAGGGGGAAAUGUCAGAUAGAUAAAUAUCAAAUCAAUAAGUACAAGUGAUGGCCUUUUAAUAUGACAACAUUUAACCGUAAUAGAUGAAGAUUAGUCAGUCCACCCACACAUGCAUAUAUUUACAUACGGAAUAUAUGGACUUAUCGGAUCGCUAGAAGGAACUGCAUGAAAUGCCGUCACUUAUUUACGUCAUGAAGCGAAUAAUUGUACACUAAAAUUAUAUUUUUUGCAGAUUUACGCUAACAUAGUGAAUACCUCAUAUUGUCUCAUAAAUAAUCUGAAGACACGUCCAUACACCACAAGCAGUUGAAUAUGUACAUUGAAACAAUGUAAAUAAAUAGAUGCAGCAAAUACAUGAGUAACAUAGGUGCCUGGAAUUUAAAAUAAAUAAAAGAUAUUUUUUCUAAGCAUCCAAACAGAACGAUAAAUUUUGAUAUCGAAUAGCUACAUUAAUAAAUUUACGUACUUGUAUGAAAUACGAGUAAAAUUAUAAUAAGCAGCGAUUAGGCAAAAUUAAGAUUUUCAUUCAUAAUCUAUAUCUGUAACUCUAGGUUUAUAAACUCCGGAAAAGUGAGAAUGGGCUUAAUAAUUAUAUACGAUUGUCGGUGAUUUGUAUGAAAAUUGGUAAUAAUAUAAAC
Cydia amplana is the source of this 7448-nucleotide messenger RNA. RefSeq lists its product as uncharacterized. NCBI's taxonomy places the organism in Eukaryota, Metazoa, Arthropoda, Insecta, Lepidoptera, Tortricidae. Gene Ontology annotation, molecular function: protein dimerization activity; nuclear receptor binding. The coding region runs from base 303 to 4367 and encodes 1354 amino acids. The record is from RefSeq and is a predicted model, not a curated record. Gene Ontology annotation, biological process: positive regulation of transcription by RNA polymerase II; cellular response to hormone stimulus. Gene Ontology annotation, cellular component: nucleus. The transcript has 18 exons.